UUCCAAACCGACCGCGCUAAAAACCGGGUGGGUUUUGAGCCGCUUGGCUUUCCAUACCGUUCAAACAGCACGGAUCGUUUACGGGUCGCGCAUCAAACACAGCGGCUACGGUCAACGCUGCUGGAGUCCGACACUGAGCGGAGAGGUGAGCGGCCAGUCAGCCAGCCACGUGCAGCUCUCUGUUGCUAUGGAUGCCUGUGCACGUAUUAGAGGAGUCCCUUUAAGGUCCAGGGCCUCAGUCCGGAAAGAGACUGUGCGUGAGAGUGGGGCGCAGUGUGUGAAGAGCCUCUUUAGGAAUAAAAAGGAGCUAUGCAGCGUUGGCCUAGAGCUGCCAACCAGAGACACCACAAGACUGACGGAGAUUCAUUUUGUGUGUCUGCCUGGUCAUUGUGAAGGGGAAGAUGUUACCCAACAGGCUCUGUCAUCUCUGCCAGGAGGGCUGUGUGAGCUUCUCAGGUCCCUCCACGUUCACGGCCUCAAGAAUGACGAGGUUCUGCUGCUCAAAGACUCCCGCAGGCUGGCAGAGCACAAGGACGCUGGGCCUCAGUGUUGGUUGAAGGCUGUGUGUGUGCUGAGGCAUAAUCCCAGCACUAGCGUCUAUCCUCAGGCCAGUGUAGCAUCUUUGGUGGGCUUGCUGGGGUGCUACAUGGCAGGUGUCCGCUAUGCUUUGGAGCUUCAGGCUCUUCAGAGGGGCACAGCUGAGCCCAGCCAGCCAGAGGAAGAUGACACCAACCAGUCGGUCUCAUCAAUUGAGGAUGACUUUGUCACAGCCCUGGAGCAUCUGGAGGAGGAUGACACAGGAGACAAUCCCUCUGCUUCCUAUUUUCAUUUUAAAAAGCGUGAUGUGGCAUCACAGACGGUCCCGGCCCACAAGAGAAGAAAGGAAUUAUCAGGCUCCCGCGUUAUCAUAAGCUCAUCUUCAAAGAAGCAUUCAGCCAAACAUAGGUCAGGUCCAGAUAUAUCUGUCACAGUGCAGAGGUCAUCAGGUGUGGAAUCCCAGUGGACUUACUGUAGUCCCGGACCUCGUCUCCCCUCACCUUUGAUUCAUGUCAGUGAAUCGGAAGAGUCAGACUGCUCCAGCCCCAGCCCAAUCAUUUUCCUGGAUGAGGUGGGCUACCAGAAGAGCAUGCUGGCCAAGCUGGACAUCCCCCAGGUGCCAGGGGGGCCCAGAGAGCGAGUUGAAGACUCAGACUCUGAAGUCAGUGAAUUCUUUGAUAGCUUUGACCAGUUUGAUGACCUGGAGGAGCUGAGCUCAGAGAGCUGCACUCUCGCACUGCCUCUGGAUGCUAUCAGUGCCCCAACCACACAGAAAAAGUCAGCUGAGUCUAGCGCCAGUGGGUCAACAUCCAAAUAUGUUUCUAGAGGCUGCUCAACCAAGGGUAUGAAUCCUCACCGCUUUGACCAGCCCACUCUCCCAGCCAAUGUGAAAAAACCCACUCCUCUGAAACCAGGCUCUCCCUACUCACUUAACUCUGAGUUGUCUGACUCCCCUCGACCAGUGCAGACCCCCUCUGAGGAGAAUGGUGGCCCACUCUUCAGUCCUGUCAGCUCCUCUGCCUUCAGCCCUCUGGUGGACUCCAGUGGGCCACUGGAAUACUUCUGGAAGACAGAUGAGGAUGGAUGGGACAGCUCAGAGCUACGUAAACCCCAGGAUCUCUGCUCUCUGUAUAAGACUUACUCAGACUUUGCCAGCAGUCUGUCCAAAGAAAUUCUAGGAUCUGUGUGUGGCUAUCAGUCUGCUGUUGACAUCAAUGACAACAAGAAUCUCAGCUGCGUCUGCCACAAGGAAUUCAAGAACCCUUCGGGCUACCUGAUGAAGCUCUCAGAAAUACAAGAGACUGUAACAGUGGCCAAGCUGCCGAAGAAGUCUCAAUCUUUGAAGGAUGGCAUUCAGAGGUUUGCCACCGACCUGGUGGAAAUGAGCUUGGGCAGCGCUUUGCGAGAUCUCCAAAAAGGUGUAUCUUCCUGUACCACGACCUUGUGUCACCUAGCUGCCAGGCUCACCUCCUCAGUGUUUCAGAUGGCCUUCCAUGAGAUUGGCAUGCGCCACGCCUAUGUGUUGAAGGAACGAGCAGUCAAUGGUUUAGCUGGCUUCCUGGUUGGAGAGGCUGUGUCUGGGGCGCUGAAAGACUUCCUAACAGUGAAAAAGCAGAUUUUUCACAACACAGUGACACGUUUUGCUGCUGAUUUGGCUGAAGAGCUGGUGUUUGAAGGCAUUAUGGAAGUGUGUCAGUUCUCGCACCCCUCAACCCCUCUCACCCCUAGUGAUUGGUCCUUUGGCCACGGGCAAGAGGAAGAGGAAGAGGAGGAGGAGGUGGUUUCCUCCUAUGCUUCAGACUUGUCUGAGUCUGUUAUCCAGGAGGCCUUUAUUGAGCUCUCUCAAGCUGAUGUUGCCUUCACUAGCCAAGCGGCUAUUAGUGUGUCUCUGGACAACAUCUGUUAUGUCAGUGCAGAGAACACUAGCACUCACACCUGCAGUACCUUUGCUAACCAGCAGGUUUUAAGUGCCAGCUCAGCUGCAGUUGCACCCUCAGCAGAGGAUGCUACCUGCACAGUGAAGAACGCCCUGUUCACUGUAUCAGGCAUGGCCAGCUGUAUUCCUGUGCCCCAAGCAGGCCAAGCCCUCUCCCACCUCCAGGAUUCUGAGGAGACCUGUCAGUAUAAAUCUAGCUUGUCAGACACCCCACAGACUAGCCCCAAAAGAGUAACUGUAUCUUCCUCUGACACCACCACAUCUACACAAACUCACCUUUACAGUCAUGGAACUCAGACCCCCAUACCUGGAGGAGACCCCUCCCAAGGAAAGUCCCCAUUCCAAAACUUCUCUGGCAACAUGGUGGAUAUGAUAGUAACUGAGGCUUGUGAGCUAAUAACUGCUUCUAAGAUGAAGAAGAGUUUUGGUGACUGUGCUGAUUUCCUUACAAAGACAAUCGGAAGCCGAAGGGGAUCUUCUUCUAAGCAGGAGACGGUUAAUUAUGAGGCUCCAGAUUCCCCUUCAAAGCAGGGAGCUGGCAGGGAGGGUUUCAGAUAUGACUGUAGAGAUGUUAGGAAUGGCGGCCCUGUUGAGCAAGUAACAGACCUUAGUAUUCCUCACAUUUCCUUUCAGACAGGCUCUCAAAACCAGGGGAGAGCCAGCUGUGAGUUAGACCCCAGGACCAGAGGUGUGGCUGAAACACAUCCUGUGAUGAUGGAUACUCUUGAUGUGCCGGAUACCAAAAUGGGUGGACAAAGGAGGACAUCUGUUCCUGGGGAUGACUCAGGUCCAAGCUCUAGCCAAAAAUCAGGUGGGACUCCUGGCACUCCUCCUUCUACCCCUCAGCAGCCCAGUGAGGUGUCCAAGGAGAAACAGAUAAAACAGUUCUCCAAGAAGUUGAAAAGUAAGCUGGCCAAGGAAUUUUCCCCUGCUACACCGCCACCCACUCCUCACUAUCAGCCUGAGCCUGGCCCAGGGCCAAAAGACAUCACCCCUGAGGCAGACAAGGCUGAGUUUAUGCUCAAACUGAUGAGGUCUCUCUCUGAGGAGGCAGAUGGCAAUGAGGAUGAAGAGGAGGAAGAAUUGGCAGAAGAGGGUAGUGUUGGUGGCACUAACAGAUGUUUAGAGACAGGGGGUGGCCGGCAUGAACCGAACCAGAUGUCUGCUCGCAGAAUUUCCAACAAGGAAGCUCUUCACUAUGCUGAGCGGUUGGCUUGUCACAUUGUCUCCAUGGCAACAGAGAUGGACACGCUGGGAGUGGCAGAGGAGGAGGGAGAGAUGAGCAAGAGCAGCGAGAGGAGGAGAGACAGCGUGGCUCAGUUCUCUGAGCAGACCCUCAACACCUUGUGGGUGUAUGCCGGGGAGGUGGCGGGAGAGGUCAUCAAUGAUGUGAAGAGGAUGGUGAGCUCUGCACAGCAGUGUCCAUAUCACAGAACUCUCAGAAGAAGAAGCUUUGACAGAUCUAGCUCUGAAUAUUUGCAUCACCACCACCACCAACACCAGUCUCAACCCAGUACAGACCAGAACAGAGACUGGAGAGUAGGGAGGCUGGCUGAGCAGUGGUCUAAUGACCUGAUAGCCUCAGUUUUCCGGUCUCCCACCUCCACUUCAAGCACUAUCUCCAGCUCCAGCUCUGGCCUGUGCUCAGAGUAUCCCAGCUGUGAGAGUGUGACAGAUGAAUAUGCUGGCUACCUCAUUAGGGUACUGAAAAAGGAGGGAGGCAGUAGGGAGUUGGUUCUAGACCAGUAUGCGAGCCGUUUGGCCUAUCGCUCCAUAAAACUUGGCUUGGCUCAUGCCAGUCGCAAAAUCAAGCAGAGAUCCUCUAGCACCCGCCUUCACUCCUCCAAGUCGCUGCCAGAUGAAUGGAAAACCUCUGGUAGUGAGGCCUCGUCGCCUAAGGACAGAGUAGAGUCAGUGGUUUGUCCCUCAGGUGAGGAUGCUCCGUGUUAUUGCGGGGACUCUGAAGAGCAGAGUCAGAGGGAGUACAUGGAUCUAGUCAACUUUGCAGAGUCUUUAGCUUACAACAUCACCUGUGAUGUCACACGCAAGCUGCAUCUUUCCUCUGUACGACUGCCCAAGUCUCUCACUGACUCCUGUCUUUAUAAGAAAUCCAAAUUUGAAGACAUGGCAGAGAAUCUCAUCAGGAACUCCUUCUCCUGCCCCCUGUUGUCCAAGGAGGGUAAGAGCAGGCAGUACCACAGCACUGAAAGCCUGUAUGAUGGAGGCUACAGGAGUAGGGUGAUGCAAGUCAUAGAGCAUUAUGCCAGGAAAAUAGUUGAUGACACUCUGAAGAUGAGCCUGGCUUCAGUUGGACAUUCAUCCCGGGAGCACCAGAGGAACCAAGGCCAUGACAGACACUCUCACACCCAGAGGUUGUCUGAGGGGCUAUCACUGAGCCAAGCCCUGGGGGAGAGGACAUGCCGUUAUUGUCAGGUCCAGGAGUGCCCGUACUGCACCAAGCUUAGCAGGCACCACCACCAGCCUGUAUUACAGAGGAGGAAAAGGGGGCCAGAAUGUCAGGCAAGGGCUGAGCGGCUAUCUAGCCUGGAGAUUCCCAAGAUCCACAUUGACCUGGACCACAGGGCAGUGUUUGCAGAGGAGAUGGUGUCCAUGGCAAUGGAGACAGCUAAACGUGAGCUGAGCAACACCAGCCUUAAUGCAGACAGUGGCAUCGGCCAUGAUGGAACCAGCUAUGCUGAGAGCCUAACUGCUGAGAUCAUGACGUCAGCCCUGUCCAACAUCUGCCAGGCUGCCAACAUCAGCUUUCCAGGUAGGGAAACCACUGAGUCCUCUGUGUCCCAGCAGCUGAGUGUAGGAGAUGACAGUCUGGGCAGCUGGUCUAACCUGAGCUUUGAGGAUGAGCACCCAGACGACAACAGCAGCUUCCUCCACCUCAGUGACAGCAGCAAUGGGAACAGCAGUAGCUGGAGCAGCCUGGGCCUGGAGGGGGAGGCGUGUGAGGAGCGCAUGUCAUUCUCUCCCUCUGACAGUGACAAUACAGAGGACAAGGACACUGAGGUCAAAGAGGAAUCCAGUGGGACUCUCUGUGUGGACAGGACUCAGGUGCAGGCUCCCAGGACUGCACUGGUCGUAGUGAACUCGGAUGUCAGGGAGCUCAGGAUGGGCCCUCAACACUUGACCCUUGACCCUCAGCUCAGGAGCAUGCUGCAGUGGGUGGCAGCCUCCAUGGCCGACAUCCCGCAGAUCCAGCUGAGUCCUGACAGAGAGCUCCAGCAGCUCCCAGCAGUGGUCCAAAGGCUUCGGGAGAGAAAGUGGAGGGCGGGAGAGCUGCUGCACACGCUGCUGCGCUACUGUGAAGAGAGUCAGACACACAGUCAGUCGCAGGCCAGAGAGGAGGCACUCCAGGCGGGCAGAGAACCUCACCGCAUCUCCCUCUUCCAGUGGCUCCUGGAGCACGCCUAGGGCCUCUCUCCUCUGCUCUACAUAGUUCCAAACAGGGCUUUGCAAACUCCACAGCCCCUAGAGGGCGCCAUACAAAUCAGCCGAUCUAACUUACUCUAAUGAAUGUGGGCUGCAUGUGUUUUGCAUUGCAUGCUGUGACCAAGAGUACUAAUGUUGUAUUUUAUUUUUCUUUCCACCUUCUUUUGUUGUCUCCGUUUAUUAUUUUUCAGGCUGCAUUUAUCUCAUGUGUUGAUUUAGUGAGCUGUCUCUCCCGCCCGCCCGUACCUCUGAAUUGAAGCCCUCACACCUUGCUGCCCUUGUGCUUGAGCAACAGAGAAAAAAAAAAAAAAAAAAAAGAGAGGGAGAGAGAAGGACCCAUCCCUUCUGUUCCAGACAGAGACAGAAAAGCAGUGAGUUGAGAGAACGAGAAUGUGUUUUUUGUUAGGGAAUCCCCAUAGCUGCUGGGCGGAUGAUGUCAUCACACCCACAGCUCACCUCUGUGGUGUUUCCAAGAGACCAACUGUGCGCACACAUACACACCACAGCACGCCACACCCCUGUAUUAUCAGAGGGAAUCCAAGAUACACCAAUACUCAUCAACAUCUGACACAAUUAUUCUCCCAUAGUAUUCCAUUAUUGUAUUAAUCCACUCAGAAUGAAUGUGCUUGUCAUUCAUACUCCAGUGAAGUUUUUCUCUGGAGCACUCAGUGAGUUACACGCUGGUAUAAUGACUCCUCACAUUUAACCGAUAUACUGCCGUACGUACAGAUCGACGAGACCCUGUUAGAGUUGUAAAACCUAUAUGUUUAGUAAAUUGUACUACGCGUCAUGUUGUGUUGAUGAUCAAAUGGGCCAUUCGUUUGGCAGUAGAAAGAUAGAAUAGAAUAGCGCUUGAUGAAGUUGCCUCAUGCCAGUGUUGGUAUUCCUGUUUUAUCUAAUACUGUAACACUACUUGCCUAGCCUCAAUCUCCUUGGUUGUCAAACUUAGUAAAAUACUUAGAGUGGAUGAUGUUUACUGGAGUGGACGGUAUUUUGAAGAAAAAGUAUAUUUUUUUGAAGGUAGAGUAUGUCUAAUCAAACAUGAAACGCUGCUCAAAGCUAUGAAAGAAGCCAUGAUAUUGGCUUAAUGUUGCCAAAUGUAGCUUAUAAGGUGACUCUCCGUCCCUCCAGUCAUUAGUAGGUGUGUGAUCCUCUGGUUAUCUGUGUCAGUGGCCCACGUCCAGUUUGGGGAAGAUCCAGUGACGCAGAUAGUGGAUCUUUUAAUAAUUAAAGACACCCCUCUGGUCUGCACCUCCAAAACCACAAACUAACAGCAUGUGCAUUGCUCAACCCUGGACUCACACAUUUAGUCACCCACGCUCCACAGUCACCUUGUGGAAUGAAGAACUCUGAAUACCACAACCUUCCACACAGCACUCUUAACACCCACCCUUGUUACUCACCAGCCCCCAUGUGUGCAUCCACAUGCACAGCACUACCAGCUACUUGCUGAGAUGCACUUUUUUUUUUUUUUUUUUUUUUUAUUGAUUUGGCCGAAGAGAGACUGGGCAUUUCCAGCCCUGCCCUCAGACCUCUCCUGGCCUCCUCUGUGAAUUUGCUCCUAGAGUGGACGGUCUGCUCUGCAGUCAGUUAACGUACAUGCACAAUACCCCGCCUCCCCAAAGAAAGAUUAUUGGGAUACAUUUUGAUGUUGCUAUUUAUUUAUUGCUUUGUUAAAUGAGGGACCUAAGGAUGACAUGAUGCUGCAAGGUCCUUAAAUUAAUAUCAGGACUUUCCUUCUUGAGUUUGAAACACUGUAAUAUACCACAGCCUCACAUCUAUUAUUAUAAACUAAGUGUUGGUGGUGUUCACCUGCAUGGCUUAAUCUUCAUUGACUUUUAAAGUUCAACAUUCUUCUUCUUAAUGUAUUGGCCUACACUAAUCGAGCUGCAGUGAUUCAUCUGUGUCCACACUGCCUCACAGUAUGCUAUGGGCCUCUGCAGAUGCCUUGUCUGUUACUGCUUAAUCUCUAGGCUGCCAAAUGGUCAUAUAAUCUUAAAGGUGUUUGUCCUGUACAAUUUGUUUACAUUGAAAAAGUGAAUAUAUCACAAAAUCCACUAUUUAAAAAAAAAAAAAAAAGUGAAACCCUAGUUAUACCUACCUUUUAAAGAUAAUAGUAGGAAAAAAAAGAAACAUUGAAGUAUUAACCUGAGAAGUGAGAGUGCUUAUAUCUUGGUUUACAUUAAAGGAAUGUAUUAAGAGUCAUGGACUUGAAGAAAGCAUCAGUGUACAAAUUCUCUCCCCGUGUGAAUGUUUAGUUGUUGAAGUAGGACUUUCCCAGGUUUUUUCCCAUUGCCCAGCCCCGUCUCCUGUUUUAUUUCUUUAUCUACUUUACAUUCCUGUGCAUCCCAAAUAACUUAUAGUGCUAUAAUGUUGUGUUUGUGAAAGCUGAAUGUGAACCUGCAAAGACUCAACUCUAUUUAGAAGCAGAUACUGUAAACCUGUUUUGCUACUGUUGUUCCAAGUGUUACUUUCUGCCUCUCUCCGAACACAGACAGGAAAAUAUAAAAGAGAGAGAUGUACCUCACCUCCACUGACUUCUGUAUUUUUCCUGCUUCCUUGUAAAAUCCUGCCAAAUAAAGAUAUUUAAUAAAUUAUCUAAGUUAUAUAACAGUGAGUUCACUACUUGUUUUCCCUUGUGGCAUUGCUGAAUAGUUUACACAUUCUAAGCUUGAAGUCAAAAACUCUAAAUUUGUUUAUGCUAAAGCUUGGUGUGACAAUAAAGCUUUUCCAUGUGCUCUUA
Molecule: messenger RNA, 8657 nt
Organism: Siniperca chuatsi (mandarin fish)
Lineage: Eukaryota; Metazoa; Chordata; Actinopteri; Centrarchiformes; Sinipercidae
Gene: akap11
Product: A kinase (PRKA) anchor protein 11
Exons: 12
Coding region: 188-5896 (1902 amino acids)
Biological process (GO): intracellular protein localization
Cellular component (GO): cytoplasm
Molecular function (GO): protein kinase A binding
Source: RefSeq, a predicted model, not a curated record